AGUGGAGUGGGAGGGCCACUUCGGUGCAACUAAUAAGGAGCUCGAUCGGCAGGCGAUCCCACUCUGACUUUUAUUUCCAAGUCCUCAAAACCGGAGUCGGACUGAUCGUUAUCUCACAUGGAUUAUGCUCGUCUGGCUGCCUUUUAUUCCUUAGUGCCUUAGAGGAAACUUUCCCUGCUCCUGUUUUCAAGAAAGCAGCCUUCCAGUGUCAGAGCCAUGAUUGGCCUGCUAAGAUGGACGGCUUUCCUUUGGACUGUACGCUUAACUCCUUGUACGUUUGGAAUGGCAGUGAAUGAACGAACAGAUGGUUCAUGUUCACGACUCAAUUUAGAGGAACACAGGUUUUCUGAUAUCUUAGAUCAUCCUCUGGAGAUCACAGGAUUUGAUCUCACAGAGAAGUUUCUUCUGAGAAAAGGGACAGUCUCAGAAGACCUGCCUUCAUUUCGGCUGGGAAGCAGCCCACUUAUCAAGCCGACCAAGCAAAUAUUCCCAUCUGGCCUUCCGAGUGAAUACUCCCUGGUCACCAUCUUCCGUGUAAGAAGAACUACAAAAAAAGACCGCUGGUAUCUUUGGCAGAUAUUCGACCAGGCUGGAGACACUCAGGUGUCAGUUGUGGUUGAUGGCGGCAAGAAGUCGGUGGAGUUCUCUUCGCGGGGCCUGCUGAACAAUGUGCUUCGCUACACGUUUAAAAGCCGUGACCUACACGUACUCUUUGAUCGCCAGUGGCACAAGCUGAGCUUUUCUAUCCAGAGCAACAUCGUCUCUGUUUACAUGGACUGCAAGCUCGUAGAACGGCGGCUGACCGAAGAAAGGGAAGCCAUUGACCCCGUUGGUCGCACACUCAUCACGACCAGAAUAGAGGACGGACGGCCUGUGGAUGUCGAAGUGAGACAAAUUCUCAUCUACUGCGACCCUUAUAUGGUUGAGAUGGAAACAUGCUGUGAGAUACCGGAACAAAAGUGUGAAGACAAGAAGACGUUUAAUGGCACCUCCCCUCUCCCGGUCCCUGCUCAGCUCCCACAGAUGCUGUCUCAGCCAUCAAUUGACAGAUGCCACUGUCCGGCUGAAAAGGGCGAACCAGGAGAGGCUGGCAUUCAUGGAAGCCCAGGUCAAAAGGGAGAAGUCGGAUCAGAAGGACAGAAAGGGAUGGAUGGGGAAAAGGGACCGACAGGUGACCCAGGGGCAGUUGGUCCCAAGGGAGAAAAAGGCGAUGUUGGACUCACCGGAGCUCCAGGGCUUCCUGCUGACAAGGAAUGUCUCAAAGGAGAUCAGGGAUUCCGGGGUGACAAAGGAGAACAGGGACUGGAUGGACUGUCAGGCCAGCCGGGGGCAGCAGGCAAGGAGGGCAAAAGGAGGCCUUCUACUGGAGGCAUCCUGGAGGCAUCUGGCUCCUCUCAAUGUGGAGAAGCAGCGGUUCUAAUCAGAGUUUCGUCCGGGCCUCCUACUGCUCAGGAUGCCCCCCCGGACACCUCUCCAGAGAGGUGUUCAGGGGGCAUCCUGACCUCAUCUGGCUCCUCUCAAUGA
Messenger RNA from Doryrhamphus excisus (bluestripe pipefish), 1524 nucleotides. The record is from RefSeq and is a predicted model, not a curated record. Lineage: Eukaryota; Metazoa; Chordata; Actinopteri; Syngnathiformes; Syngnathidae.